AUGAUGCCUUGCAAAUGGAUCGCUUCCACCAUUGAGCUCCUCUGUGGGAUCAAAUGCACCAGCAUGGAAGAGCGCUUGGAAAGUGCGGAGACAGCGAUUGACAAACUUCAGGAUCAUGUCCUAGACAUCGAGGAACUCAAGUCGGAAGUCGCCAAGCUCAAGAAGCGCAUUCACAAAUCAACUGCUGCGAAGACCAUCAGCCAGCAACAACCAAAGAAGCGAGACAACCAUGGUUGGGGAGCCGCUCCUUCGGGAAAAAACCCCAAAGUCGUGGAUUCAGAUGAUAACAUCGAGGAUUUAGAUGAGGAUCCAUCGAACGUCUGGGUUCCCGUUGAACGAGCCAUAAAUGCGCUUGGAAAGCAAUGGUGA
This is a messenger RNA of Oikopleura dioica, 369 nucleotides long. The record is from the annotation of a GenBank genome assembly. Lineage: Eukaryota; Metazoa; Chordata; Appendicularia; Copelata; Oikopleuridae.